Messenger RNA from Esox lucius (northern pike), 2208 nucleotides. RefSeq names its product matrix metallopeptidase 11b (gene mmp11b). The record is from RefSeq and is a predicted model, not a curated record. Gene Ontology annotation, molecular function: zinc ion binding; metalloendopeptidase activity. The transcript is spliced from 8 exons. Gene Ontology annotation, cellular component: extracellular matrix. Lineage: Eukaryota; Metazoa; Chordata; Actinopteri; Esociformes; Esocidae. Gene Ontology annotation, biological process: proteolysis; extracellular matrix organization; collagen catabolic process. The coding region runs from base 199 to 1704 and encodes 501 amino acids.
CCCAUAAAAAUGUAAUUUGAAGAAGGUGAACAAAGAAAUGAGGGAGUAUAAAAUCCUCGUGCAAGACACUUCUCAGUCACUCACUGACUCAACUGCGUCUCGCUCAUACCCUCUGCCCGUUCUAAACCAGGGCCAAAGUGUUCUCUCCUUUCUGUGCUUACAACCGUUCAAACAGCGAGUCCUCUCCAAAUCAAAAAGAUGAUGCCGAUUUCUCGGGUGUUCUGUGGCGUCUUUGCGUUGCACCUCUUGCGCUGCAUUCAUUCGUUGCCAGUACCGGAGGGCAUCCCUAGCAACAGGUACAAAGCCACGGCGGGAUGGCCUCAAAACACCCACAACUAUGGCAUGAAAAAGAGGAGCAGGCUUGGCCAUGAUCAAGACACUUCUAAGGAACCCUUGCGCCCUUCGGGAGUUGUCUAUCCAGAUGUUGUGUUGCCUGGAAAUGGCUCAGGAUUGGUCUGGAACCGGCCUCGAUGUGGUGUCCCAGACUACCCUACCCAGAAGCAAGGUGGCAUCUCAGACCACCACGCACCAAAGGGGGCCACCUUUGAAGGAAAGCACCGGUCUAAGCGUUUUGUUCUCUUCGGUGGGCGUUGGGAUAAGACCGACCUCACCUACAAGAUCAUGCGUUUUCCCUGGCAGUUGAGUAAGGAUAAAGUGCGUCGUAUCUUACAGGAGGCUCUGCGCGUGUGGAGUGAUGUGACCCCACUAACGUUCACUGAGGUCAACAGUGGAAGAGCUGACAUCAUCAUUGAUUUCACCAGGUAUUGGCAUGGUGACAACCUUCCCUUCGAUGGCCCUGGAGGCAUUCUGGCCCACGCUUUUUUCCCCAGGACUCACAGAGCGGGUGACAUCCACUUUGACUAUGAUGAGCGUUGGACAGUGGGCAACAGCAUGGGCACGGACCUCCUGCAGGUGGCGGCUCACGAGUUUGGCCAUGUUCUCGGCCUCCAGCACUCCCUGGUCGAAGGAGCCAUCAUGUCCCCCUUCUACAGCUUCUCCUACCCGCUGGAGCUGAGUGAGGAUGACAAGCAGGGUAUCCAAUACCUGUAUGGGCCGCCGCUGAAAGCCCCGCCCGUCAUCACAGAGACCAAUGAGAUUGAAAUGACUGUGCCGGACCCCUGUAGGACCAGCUUUGACGCCGUGUCCAUGAUCAGGGGGGAGCUGUUCUUCUUCAAGUCCCGGUACGUGUGGCGAAUCCGUGACGGCCGUCUGCAGGCGGGGUACCCGGCGCUAGCAACGCGCCACUGGAGGGGGAUCCCCGACAACAUUGAUGCAGCCUACGAAGACAAGACUGGAAACAGCUGGUUCUUCCAAGGUGACAGAUACUGGGUGUUUGAUGCAGAGAGAAGGAUCACAGGGCCGGAUUCAGUGCAUCGGCUGGGCCUUCAUGUGUCGGACAUCCAGGCAGCUCUCAUGUGGGGCGAGGACAAGGCCCAGAAGACUUACCUCUUCAAGGCAGGCACUUACUGGCGCUUCAGCCCCCUGGAGAACCGAGUGGACACAGCCCACCCGCGCAGCAUGCAGGACUGGAGGGGCAUUCCCAUGGACAUCGAUGCUGCCUUCCAGGACCGAUAUGGCUAUGCUCAUUUCCUGAAUGGGAGGCGGUACUGGAAGUUCGACCCGGUGGAGGUGAAGGUUCUGGAAGGAUAUCCACGCUAUAUCGGCAUGGAUUUCUUUGGCUGCCCUGCUUCCUAUUAUCAGUAAUACCCACCUUAUUGCCAAAAGAGUUGAAUGGAAUAUCUAAGCCAACUUUAUUGGUUUGCUGAUAAGACUGAUGUCGCUCCAAUGGUAGUGUCAGUACACUGACAUUGUGUGACAUCAACAGGUUGACUGUAGCUAUUGGUCUUUUGGAAGUUAGGACCUGGAUGCUACUGGUUGAAACUCUGGCUGAAGACCAAUAGAAAUUGAGUCCACAAUCCAACAGAGACAUUUAGUUUGGUUCUAUCACCGUCCACAGUACGAUAAUUAAUGGUAUGAUCAGAACAUAGAGUUUCAGAGAUACGUGAAAGACUCAUGACCAGCUAACUCAAAAGACAGUUGGCAAAUGUUAUUUGUUUUUUUCCCUUUUGGAAGAAAUGCUGAUUGCAUCAAACAAGUUGUGGGAGGUUGUAUGUUUUUCUUAUUUCAGCCUUUGGAACAAUUAUUGACAUUUGCCUCUGGUAUUGGGUUCCAUAUGAAAAGGGACAUUUCAUUUGUUUUUAUGUAGCC